AAUUCCACCCAGGAGGGCAAAAGCUAACAUUAUUCAAAGUUAUUGUCUGUUUUCUACCUGACUUCCAUCAUUCAGUUCUGUUCAUAAACUCAUGUCUGUAAAGAUGUGCUUUAUUUCAUUGCCUAAACUUCAUGUAUACGAGGUUACCAAGGUGGUAUCCCCAAACUUUUUUCUGUGUUUUGUCUCCCAUAUUUACAGUCUCCAUAUUACAAAAGCAGAAGUUUCAUAAAAGAAUGUGUAGACUGAGGACUCUAAGGAAGUUAAGAAGGAUCGAAGGCGCUGAACUUUUUCAGUUUAAGUAAUAAGAGAUUUAAAAAUAGCAUGAUUGGAGUGCUUUAUAUUCUGAAGUUAGUUUAUAUGGAUGAUCCAUUUGUUUCCAUUGAGUUGUUCAACAAGACCAUGGAGAAAUAGAUUUAAACUUGUUAAGAGUUAAUUUUUCACAAACUUUAGGUUUUUCUUCACACGGACAACAAGAGGCUCAAAAGUCCUUAUGUACCUUCAAAACUCAAUUUAAUUUUAUAUCACGGAAAUCAGGAUGUGUAGAAUUAAGAGCUUUGCUUGGCUAAAUGGCCAGUUCUAAUUAAAACUGUUCUAAUUUAAGAAUGCUUUGAUUAUUUAAAUUUGACACCAUUAUCCUCAACUGAUGCCAAAUUAAUGUAAUAAUUAAUGGUUUUUGGUAACUUAAAAAUGCUUCAUACAUGUGAUGAUACAGCACAAAUGUCUUCUGCAUUGGUUUGGGGGACUUGAGACCACUAUGACAGUCUGGGUUUUUCCACUUUGUGUAAUUUUUUUUUCGCUGCGCUUUUUAUCAUCUAGUAGAUAAUCCACAUUUGCUGAUCCUGAAUUAACCAAACAUUGCAGUCAAUUUAGCUAGUGAGUUAAAUAAAUUGUUGGAUGGCACUGCUGCAUCACUGAAGUCCUAGGUUCAAAUUCUGGCACCUCAUGAUGUCUAAAUACAUGUUGUCUAAAUUUAAGAGAUGGAAAAAGAAAGCCCUGCUAUUUUAACAGUGAAGUUAAUUUAAGGUGCUUUAGUGUGAAAAUUGGAAUGACAACCCGCAGCCACAGUGGGCCCCAGGACUGAACUUGUGAACUUCUGCUUUUGUGAUAUGUAAUACCGAGAAAGCAGUGGUAUCUGAGGGGUGUGCAUUCAUGCCUUGUAAUUGUAUACAGUACAAUGAUUAACUUCUCAGUGAAUUGAGUUUCUGUCCCUAUGAAUAAAUAGGUCAGAUUUCUAGAAGUCUGUAACAUAAUAAACAUUUAUGAACACAAGGGCACAAUUCGGUCCUUUUGUCUGGUUUGGUUAACUUAUUGUUUUGUUAUGCUGAUGCCCCAGCUUGACACCUUUUAAAAGCUCUCUAGAUUACAUUUUAAAUGCAUUAUCAUUUGCUCAGAUACCCAGAAACCUCUGAGUGAAAACAUGCUUCCUAGAAUCUGUCUUUAAAGUAUUCCUCGAUAAGUGCCACUUGGCAUACUCAGCUAAACGAUUCACUGUUUAACUUUUAGAUCAACGUUAGAGUAUAUUGUUCUCCUGUGUUAGACCCCAAAUAAUUAUCCACUUUCAGAGCUAAUGAGGUUUAACUCCUAAGCCUGUCAAUACACGCUGGACAAAUGCUUUAGUUAAGACAUGCACUUGUUUGAUUUUUUUCUUCACAUCUUCAAGACCUCAUAUGUUUAAUUUAACACAAUAACCGGAUUUGAACUUGAAUUUCAAUUGCAUGCAGACGUCAUUCUAUUGUUGAAUUCACGUUACAAAGAGAAGCACCUGAUGAAUAUCUUUCUGGUUCUUUUCAUCUGUUCUCCCACUUGUUUUUUUUGGCCUUCUUUACCUUAUACUGUAAAUGGUUGUAGGUGCCUGAAGCCUAACCUAACAACACAGAACACACUUAGUAAGAACCAAUACUGUCACAGGUCUAACUCAUGCAUCCCCAAUAAGUCAUAUCAGGCCAAUUAGACUGAUAUACCCACCUUUGUGACACUGGGCAAAACUAGGGCAACCAAAAAACUCCUAUAGACUGUUAACACGGACUGAGAAUUUCAGAUUCUCAUCACAAUUUGUGUGUAUGUUUAUACAGUUUACCAUUGUGAAGAAGUUAUUUUCUAAUUAAGCAUACUGGUGCUACAAUUGGUGCCCAUGGGUAAAUCUAAUGAUAUCCACAGUAUACAAGGGUAAGCUAAUAAUUAUCUGCACUUUUGUGAUCAUUUUUUGGGGGGUUGGCUAUACAGCUUUCCCUUUAUGUGAAAUGCGAUUUGUCUGUGGUCGCAAUGGCAAAGUUUCAAUCUUGUGCUUUUUUUUUUUAGGAGUAAACAUGGCUAUGCCACUCUCUCUCGCUGUGGGUUUUAAAUAACAGAUCUGCGCAACAGUCUGGGUGUUUAUCUACCACUUACCUCUCCUUGUUUACUUGAAACUCUUCUCUGCAAUUCACAUUUCAGUAGCUCUUUUAGCUCUAAUUAUUAAUAUACUGUAUUAGAAGUUAAGAAUCCUGCUGGCAGAGGUUUGACAUGGAGCAAAUGAAAUGAACACCUUGCUACUUAAAUUGAAGCAAAUUAAGUGUCCAAUCUCUCUUUUAUGAAGCACAUGGACCUUAAUGGACACCAACAAUACUUGGAUCACACUUAUAGCUCUUGCUGCUUAUAUGAACUUCUCAUAUUCAAACCAAGAACACUGUAAAUCAGAAGAUAGAAGAUUUGAAUGGAAUGAUAAACCUGAAGAAGUAAAGGACAAAGUCACUGCUAUUCUUGGAGGAGAUGUCACACUUAGGUGUGUCCUGAAUGGAGUCACAGAGAUACUCUCACAAAUCACCUGGCAGAGAUGGAUAAAUGAAAAGAUAGAAAACUUUCUAAUCUAUCAUCCAACAAUAGGGCCUCGCCCACUGGUCCCAUUUGCAAGAAGAGUCACAUUUGUUGGCAAAGGAACCUGGGAUGGCUCAAUUAUUAUUAAAAAUGUCAGUCUGUCUGAUGAGGGGAAAUAUAACUGCAUCUUCACCACCUUUCCCAGUGGCUCACAUGAUCACUUUAUUAAGCUGUUUGUUCAAGUUAUACCUAGCAUCACAGUUUCCUCAGCAAAUAUCUUAUUGGCUGGAAAGGGUGAAGUCAUAGUGGCAACCUGCAUAGCUGCACAUGGCAAACCAGCAGCUAAGGUGAGCUGGAAAACACAUUUGGAAAAGGAAUCUCAUGUAAUGGAAGAAUUCUUUGCUGAUAACUGCACAGUAACAAUUCAUAGUCAACUGCUAACAUUCCCUACCAAGGAGAUGAACCAGCUGGAGCUGCACUGUGUUGUAACGCAUCCAACAUUUCAGCAACCAGAAAUUCUCCCUUAUACAUUGAAUAUAUCCUAUCCCCCUUCAGUUGUUUUAAAGACUUUUCAGGAUGAACCAGACCAGCUAACCCUCUACUGUGAGGCAGAUGCAAACCCGGCCCCAACAAAAUUUAUAUGGAUGAAGGAACACAAAAUGCUACAAAAUAUGUCUACCAAUAAAAUAUUCUUAACAAAACUUGCACCUCAUCAUACAGGACUCUAUUCCUGUGAAGCAUCCAAUCAGUAUGGGACAGGGAAUGGCAAUUUAUUCCUCUUUGUUGAAGAGCCAUUCACAGACAAGACAAGAAUGAUAGUUGUGUUCAUCCCAGUGGUAAUCCUUACAUUGACAGUGCUAACCUUCACCAUCAAGGUUCUGUGCUUUGGAGAUAAAACAGCAUUCAGCACUAAAACUGCAGUGUGUCAGAAACCCAAUAACACCAAGCAAGCUAGAGACUCUAACGAAGUCAAAAUCGGUUUGCAGGAACACAAUGCAGGAAAAUCGAAUCUUGAUGACAGACAGAUCACAUGAGAAUGUCAUUUCUAAUGUGACCGUGGAAAUAUAUACAUUUGAAGUUCACCAAAACUGCAGCCCAUUGGUCCGUGUUUUCUGAAGAUUACUACAGUCAAGCGCAUUUACAGAACUCAAAAAGCUCACUUUUAUUACUUUUGUUCCUUGAAUUAGAGGCCAGUACUGAUCUUGAACUGACAUGGACUUUGAACUGAACUAAAUUUACUGACCUCUAUCCUUCCCUAAUAUAGUAAAUGUUGCAACAGCCACAGUCCAGCAGGGAAAAACAACACGGUAAACAUUCAGGGAACGGAAAUCACUGACAAGUCUUCAUUGUGGCUUUAUAACUGAGGGGAGCACAUCUGAUGUCCCAGGCCUUCUGCUAUCGCAUAACUCAUCCACCUCACA
Messenger RNA from Polypterus senegalus (gray bichir), 4211 nucleotides. Its product is annotated as nectin-1-like. The coding region runs from base 2586 to 3824 and encodes 412 amino acids. Lineage: Eukaryota; Metazoa; Chordata; Cladistia; Polypteriformes; Polypteridae. The transcript is spliced from 11 exons. The record is from RefSeq and is a predicted model, not a curated record. Gene Ontology annotation, cellular component: adherens junction. Gene Ontology annotation, biological process: homophilic cell-cell adhesion; heterophilic cell-cell adhesion.